AUGCUGUCAGGCGGACUGUGGCACACAUCGCGUCCGCGACAAGUGCCUACGACGACUAUUUCUACAAGAACAACAGCAACAACAACAACCCCGAGUCCGAGCACUCAGAUUUUCGAGCUCGCCGAGUUCAGCAAACCUGCCACACCCGCACGAGCUGGCAGGAGAGCGCCGCGGCGUGUAGAGGUAGACUUAGACUUAGACGCCGCAUCGCCAUCGACCGAUCCCGAUCCCGAUCCCGACAAGGAGAAGGAAAAGGAAAAGAGCGGUCGGGUUUAUCCGAGGCAGGUCAGCGUUGUCUUUUGGGCGGAGGCUCUUCGGCGUAGAGCGCAGACGCGAGAGAAGAGAGGAGGACAGGGCAGGAUGAAGUUCUCGCAUAGUCUGCAGUUUAAUGCGGUGCCGGAUUGGAGUGCUUAUUACAUUGCGUAUAGCAAUUUGAAAAAAUUGUUAUAUUCGUUGGAACAGCAAGCCCAUCGAGGACAGGGGCAAGCGGAUGUCGAAUCCGCGCCGUUGCUGCAUGACAACCUCUCUCCCGAUGCCGUCUUCCGACGAGCCUUGGAUGCGGAGUUGGAGAAGAUCGGUUCCUUCUACCAGGUCAAGGAGUCCGAGAUCCUCAAGGAGGUGGAGGAGGUUGUGCGGGAUGGCGAGGAGUACGCCUCCAAGGCGGACGGUGCCAACAUCAAUCCCAUGGGCGAUUCGAUGAUCAAGUCGCGGAGGAUCAGCUCGGGGUCUCCGCCGCGAACAAGCGGCUCGUAUCGUGAUUUCCCCACGAACGGGGACAGACGACGCAGCACGAUCAGCGAUACCCAGGACGAGGACGAUGAUGACGAUGGCGCGGAUAGCGAUGACGAGCAGCCCCCCUCGGGACAGAGGCGAGUCCGCUCGGCGAGUCGAACGGACGACAUGGGUGACUCGCGGCUCCUGGGCUACAACGGGCGCUCGAGUAGCCGGCACGACGAGCAUUGCAAAGACCCGCGGUUCAUGGAUCUGUACAACGAAGGGCUGUCGCUGAAGCAGCGAACGGUCAACGUCUAUGUCUCGCUGUGUGGACUCAAGUCGUAUAUCCAGCUGAACAAGACCGGCUUCUCCAAGAUCCUGAAGAAAUUCGACAAGAUCCUCGACCACAAUCUGCGCCGCGAGUACAUGAGCUCCACGGUAUCCCCAGCCUAUCCGUUUACGGACGCGACCCUGAAACGGAUCGACGAGGAGAUCGGCAGGAUCGAGCAGCUGUAUGCGGAUCUGAUCACGGAGGGCGAUCUCCAGCUCGCGAAGCGCGAGCUCCGCUUGCACCUGCGCGAGCAUGUCGUCUGGGAGCGAAACACCGUCUGGAGAGAGAUGAUCGGCAUUGAGCGAAAGGCUCAGGCAGCGAACGUGGGUAUCCGCCGAACUCUCCUGGGCAUAGAUGAAGAUCCCGCGGCCGCGCGACGCCAAGGCGAUGAGCAGGAGGUCGUGGCCACCGAGAUCAAGACGCCGUUCGGUCUCUACCGCGUGCCGGAGUGGCUCUGCAGCUUGAGUUUUGGAACGCUGAUUGCGAUUCUGAUUGUGUUUGUGACGUUGCUGUAUGCUCCCAUCAUGGAGAAGCCGGAGCAGCAGAACUGCUUGGCGAUGCUGGUGACGGUCAGCUUGCUAUGGGCCACCGAGGUGAUUCCUCUGUUCGUCACGUCGCUGCUGAUACCCUUCCUUGUUGUCAUGCUCCGCAUCAUGAAGUCCGAAGCCGAGCCUCAUAAGCGCUUGGGAACGAAGGAGGCCACCAGUGCUGCGUUCAGCGCCAUGUGGACACCGGUCAUCAUGCUUCUGCUUGGAGGCUUUACCAUCGCUGCGGCCCUGUCCAAGUACGACAUUGCGCGUCGGAUGGCCUUGUUUGUCCUGAGCAAGGCGGGGUCCAAUCCCAAAGUGGUCCUUCUGACCAACAUGUUUGUGAGCAUGUUUCUCAGUAUGUGGAUCAGCAACGUGGCGUCGCCCGUUCUCUGCUACUCCAUCAUCCAGCCAUUGCUUCGAAACCUUGCGCCCGACUCGAACUUCGCCAAAGCCCUUGUGCUGGGGAUCGCGCUGGCGGCGAAUGUCGGAGGCGCCGCGUCGCCCAUCGCCUCGCCGCAGAACAUCAUUGCGCUGCAGAACAUGUAUCCCAGCAUCAGCUGGGGGACAUGGUUCUUUGUGUCGCUGCCGGUCUGUAUCAUCUGUAUCUUCUUGGUCUGGGGUCUUCUGGUGGCCACGUUCCAACCCGGUCGCGGCACGACCAUCGUGCCGAUCCGGCCGGUCAAGGACCGGUUCACGGGGGUGCAGUACUUUAUCACGGUGGUGACGCUGGUGACGAUUGCGCUGUGGUGCGCCAGCCACCAGCUGGAGCACGUGUUCGGCGACAUGGGGGUGAUCGCGAUCAUCCCGAUGGUACUGUUCUUCGGCACGGGGAUUCUCAACAAGGAGGACUUCAACAACUUCCUGUGGACGAUCAUCAUCCUGGCGGCGGGCGGGCUGUGCCUCGGCAAGGCGGUGACGUCGUCGGGCCUGCUGCACACGAUGGCCGAGGGCAUCACGGCGCACGUGGAAAACCUCAGCCUGUACGGCGUGCUGCUGGUCUUCUCGGCGCUGAUCCUGGUCGUCGCGACCUUCAUCUCGCACACGGUCGCGGCGCUGAUCAUGCUGCCGCUCGUGCGGCAGAUCGGCGUCGCCAUGGACGACCCGCAUCCGAACCUGCUCGUCAUGGCCAGUGCCCUGAUGUGUUCCGUGGCGAUGGCGUUGCCGACCAGCGGCUUUCCCAAUAUGACUGCUAUCAUGACCGAGGUCCCGCAGACGGGCCAGCGAUACCUGCACGUCCGCCAUUUCUUUACGCGCGGCAUUCCGGCCAGUUUGAUGUGUUUUGCGGUGGUCGUGACGAUCGGAUACGGGUUGAUGUAUAUCGCGGGAUUGUAA
Messenger RNA from Aspergillus clavatus NRRL 1, 2907 nucleotides. Its product is annotated as putative plasma membrane phosphate transporter Pho87. The record is from RefSeq and is a predicted model, not a curated record. Gene Ontology annotation, biological process: monoatomic anion transmembrane transport; phosphate ion transport; polyphosphate metabolic process. Gene Ontology annotation, molecular function: phosphate transmembrane transporter activity. NCBI's taxonomy places the organism in Eukaryota, Fungi, Ascomycota, Eurotiomycetes, Eurotiales, Aspergillaceae. Gene Ontology annotation, cellular component: membrane.